This is a messenger RNA of Mus caroli (Ryukyu mouse), 2870 nucleotides long. RefSeq names its product cytochrome P450 4F6-like. Gene Ontology annotation, molecular function: heme binding; iron ion binding; monooxygenase activity. Lineage: Eukaryota; Metazoa; Chordata; Mammalia; Rodentia; Muridae. The record is from RefSeq and is a predicted model, not a curated record.
UCCAGCACGGCCGGAUUCUUUGUUUCUGGAAGUCUUGUCUCCACUCGGAACCUGGAUUACUUGGAGGGAGAAGCUGAAUUCUGCCAGGUUGUGCAGCUGGUAGGCAGAGGCUCGAAUCCUUUCAGUCCUGCACUGGAAAACACUGCCUGCUGCCCUCUAGCCUGCGGGUCCUCAGAGGACCUGUGGAGCCUAGGGAGAACGGGAGAGGUUGUAAACUUUGGGUCUCUAGACACCUUUGUCUUGGUUCAGAUGGAAGGUGUUGAAUCCUGAGGACCCUGCUUGCCUGGGCAUGUGACCCUGGAUUGGCUCCAACUGCUUCGGGUUGGCCCCGCCCCCGCAUUUUGAUAUCCUGUCCAGGCUGGGAGGAGGGCGCUGGACCAUGGAGGGGAUUGGCUCAGUCCAGCUCAUCGUCCUGCACAGCCGGUAGCCAGGAUCAAAAACAUUUCCAGGAAAGAGCGGACGUUUCUGGGACGCAUUACUCACUCCUGAGAAAAGGAUGCUACAGCUGGGCCUGUCCUGGCUGGGACUGGGGCCUGGAGCUGCCUUCCCAUGGCAACUUCUGCUGCUGGUUGGGGCCUCCUUGUUCCUGGCUCGAAUUCUGACCUGGAUUUGUGCCUUCUAUGACAACUACUGCCGUCUUCGCUGCUUCCCUCAACCCCCUUCGCGGCACUGGUUUUGGGGUCACAUGAGCAUGGUCAAGAACAGCGAGGAAGGCCUGCAGUUGUUGACUGAAAUGAGCCACCAGUUCCAUGAUGUCCACCUCUGUUGGAUUGGGCCCUUCUACCCCAUCUUGAGGUUUAUCCACCCCAAGUUCAUUGGCCCCAUACUCCAGGCCUCAGCUGCGGUGGCCCCUAAGGAAAUGAUUUUCUAUGGCUUCCUGAAGCCCUGGCUGGGGGACGGACUGUUGGUGAGUGCUGGUGAGAAAUGGAGCCGCCAACGCCACCUGCUGACACCUGCCUUCCACUUUGACAUCCUGAAGCCCUAUAUAAAAAAUUUUAAUAAGAGUGUGAACAUCAUGCAUGCCAAGUGGCAGCGUCUGACCACCAAGGGAACUGCCUGUCUGGACAUGUUGGAACACAUCAGCCUCAUGACCUUGGACAGCUUGCAGAAAUGUGUCUUCAGCUUUGACAGCAACUGUCAGGAGUCUCCCAGUGAAUAUAUUGCUGCUAUUCAGGAGCUCAGCUCCCUCAUAGUGAAACGGCACCACCAGCUCUUCCUGUACCUUGACUGUCUGUAUUUCUGCACUGCUGAUGGGCGGCGCUUCCGCGAGGCCUGCGACCUGGUGCACAACUUCACAGAUGCUGUCAUCAGGGAGAGACGGCGCACUCUCUCCAGCCAAAAUCUUGAUGAGUUCCUGAAGUCAAAGACUAAGUCCAAAACCCUGGACUUCAUCGAUGUGCUCUUAUUGGCCAAGGAUGAUCAUGGAAAGGAGCUGUCAGAUGAGGACAUCCGAGCGGAGGCUGACACCUUUAUGUUUGGAGGCCAUGACACCACAGCCAGUGCACUCUCCUGGAUCCUGUACAACCUGGCGAGGCACCCAGAAUACCAGGAGCGCUGCCGGCAGGAGGUUCAAGAGCUGCUGAGGGGCCGAGAGCCCGAGGAGAUUGAAUGGGACGACCUGGCCCAGCUGCCCUUCCUGACCAUGUGCAUCAAGGAGAGUCUGCGGCUGCAUCCCCCAGUCACGGUCAUUUCCCGUUGCUGCACCCAAGACGUUGUGCUUCCAGAUGGCCGGGUCAUCCCUAAAGGAACCGACUGUGUCAUCAGCAUCUUCGGGGUUCAUCACAACCCUGAAGUCUGGCCAGAUCCUGAGGUCUAUGAUCCCUUCCGCUUCGACCCAGAAAACCCACAGAAGAGGUCUCCUCUGGCUUUUAUUCCCUUUUCUGCAGGGCCCAGGAACUGCAUAGGACAGACUUUCGCCAUGAGCGAGAUGAAGGUGGCACUGGCGCUGACUCUGCUGCGCUUCCGCGUCCUGCCAGGUGACAAGGAGCCGCGCCGGAAGCCAGAGUUGAUCCUGCGCGCAGAGGGCGGGCUGUGGCUGCGGGUGGAGUCUCUGAGCAAGGGCACUCAGUGACCAGGUCUACUACUGUCCCAGUCACUUUCCUCUGCCAAUCCCAGAAUAAGCGGAGUUUCACCCAGAGCCAUCAGAGGGCGCUGCAGGACAACACAGACUGUCUGGAAGCCUGGCUGAGAAGAGACUGGGGCUGCUGUCUGAGUCCAAGGGCCUUUCUGGGUAGCCUACAGGGCCUGCAGACUGAUGAGAGUUUCAUGCAUCCAAGCUCAAGAACGGCCUUUAUUCUUUUGGCGAUAGGGAGGCCCCAUAGAUGUUUGAGCAGGAGAAUACAACGUUUACUGGCAGAUUUGGGGCAGUUUUCUUUUUUCUUUUGUUUUUGAGACAGGGUCUCAGCUUUUAGUGGAUAUAGCAGGCUGGUCUUUAACUUGUAUCAAGUCUCUGUUCUAACCACCCAAGCGGUGCAAUUAGAAAGUGGGCCACUGUGCCUGUUAUAUCUGAAGGGCUGUUUAUUAGAAAUGAAGGGCAGCUCCCCAGGGGAGAAGCCUGGGAGCCCCUCCAAAUGAUAUUAAAUGAUGUCCACGGCUUGUGAUGGCUAAGGCCACUGAGGCAGCUUCAAUUUAAAAUGACCUCACGCUGACAGGCUUCCUGUGUGGUGGUGUCCUUUCAUUCCCACUUACUCCUCUUGGGGCUGGGGGGUGGUGGUGGGGUGGCUCCAUGGAGAGACAGGUGGAUCCCAGCGCCUCACUGGCCAGCCAGACUUGCUGAAUCAGAGCUGCAGGUUCAGUAAGAGAUUCUAUCUCAGGAAGUUAAGUUGGAUGUGAUGAAUGAAGACACCUGACAUAAACUUCUGGCUUCCCUA